AUGGGAGCUACUGUUACUCUGAUGUCAGAGAGUUUAUACAAGAGGUUACCAAUGUCUGUGAGACCUAACUUGCAUACGGUAACUCAGAACAUAAUGACAGCCAAUAGUACGGCAUUAUCUGUCCAUAGAAAGCCAGAGUUUAAUGUUUACAUUGAUCAGAUGACACACUACAGUGAGGCAAUAGUUGCAAAACUGAAGAUAGAUGGCAUCUUAGGCCUAGACUUCAUGAAGGCACACCAUUGUUUGGUUGAUGUUGGCAUAGAGGUACUUGUUGUAAAUGGACGAGAGAAAAGACUCUCCACAGAAGGCUUUCUUGGUUGCUACAGAAUUACGGCUGUUAAGACAGUAAGCAUACCACCAAGAAGCGAAGUCAUUGUACCUGGCAAGAUAUGUGUGGCAGAAGGUUCUACCUUACCCACACGUGAAAGUAUUGUUGAGCCUCUGUACAACAAAAGUCGAAACGAAUGUGCACUGACUGCAAGAACAGUUGUCAGUCCUAGAGAAACUGUCCCAGUAAGGCUGAUGAAUACGGAGGAAGAUGUCAAAAUCGUGCAUUCAGGAACUGUCAUAGGACAACUGUCUGAGGUUGAUAAAGUCGAAGCUUCUUCGCCAAAGGGAAGGUCCCGGUUACCAAAUGUGCUACGGGCCGAUUUAGCUGAAUUGUUGAAGAAGUCAGAGGAAAACUUUACUCUGCUACAGAAAGAGAAGGCAAGAUACUUCCUUUUGAAGUAUACAUCUUUGUUUGCAGAAAAAAACUUGGACUUAGGCAGAACAGAUGUUGUGAAGCAUCGCAUUAAUACAGGAGACAGUCGACCUAUCAAGCAUCAGCCUAGAAUACCAACACAGAAGAGGUGA
Molecule: messenger RNA, 855 nt
Organism: Ostrea edulis (European flat oyster)
Lineage: Eukaryota; Metazoa; Mollusca; Bivalvia; Ostreida; Ostreidae
Exons: 1
Coding region: 1-855 (284 amino acids)
Source: RefSeq, a predicted model, not a curated record